This is a messenger RNA of Mercurialis annua (annual mercury), 2284 nucleotides long. Its product is annotated as probable methyltransferase PMT2. Lineage: Eukaryota; Viridiplantae; Streptophyta; Magnoliopsida; Malpighiales; Euphorbiaceae. The record is from RefSeq and is a predicted model, not a curated record. The transcript is spliced from 7 exons. Gene Ontology annotation, cellular component: trans-Golgi network; endosome; cytoplasm. The coding region runs from base 164 to 2008 and encodes 614 amino acids. Gene Ontology annotation, molecular function: methyltransferase activity.
AAGACGUGUGAGAUGAGUCUUAGUUACAACUCUUAUUUCCAUUUAUAAUUGUGUCGAUUAUAGAUCGGAAAGAGGCAAACCGUAGAGACACAUUUUAGUUCAUAUUUACAUCUUACAGAUCUUUCUUGUCACUCUGUAAUUCCUCUCAUGCGAUUGGGUUUAAAUGGCAUUGAAAAGUAAUUUAGGUGACAGUAGAACUAGAAGUUCGGUGCAAAUUUUUAUAGUAGUUGGGCUCUGCUGUUUCUUCUACAUACUAGGAGCAUGGCAAAGGAGUGGAUUUGGGAAGGCGGACAAUCUGGCUAUGGAGAUCACUAAGAAUACAGGAGACUGUAAUUUAGUUCCGAGUCUAAAUUUCGAAACGCAUCACGGUGGUGAAGUCAAGGAUUCCGGAUCCAAACCGAAUGUUUUGAAGCCGUGUAAAGCCAGUUAUACUGACUACACUCCCUGUCAAGAUCAGAAGCGUGCUAUGACUUUCCCUAGAGAUAACAUGAUGUAUAGAGAGCGGCAUUGCCCCCCCAAGGAAGAGAAACUGCGUUGCUUGAUUCCGGCUCCUGAAGGUUAUGUAACUCCGUUUCCUUGGCCUAAGAGUCGUGACUAUGUUCCUUUCGCUAAUGCUCCUUAUAAGAGCUUGACCGUUGAAAAGGCUAUUCAGAAUUGGGUCCAAUACGAGGGCAAUGUUUUUAGGUUUCCAGGUGGUGGGACACAGUUUCCACAAGGGGCUGACAAGUAUAUUGAUCAGCUUGCUUCUGUGAUACCGAUUGCUAAUGGGACCGUAAGGACCGCAUUGGACACUGGUUGUGGGGUUGCCAGUUGGGGUGCGUAUCUUUGGAGUAGGAACGUUAUUGCCAUGUCCUUCGCACCAAGAGACUCACACGAAGCACAGGUUCAAUUUGCUCUUGAAAGAGGUGUACCUGCUGUUAUUGGUGUUCUUGGUACAAUAAAGAUGCCAUAUCCGUCUAGGGCUUUUGACAUGGCUCACUGCUCUCGUUGUUUGAUUCAAUGGUGGUCGAAUGAGGGAAUGUACAUGAUGGAAGUCGACCGAGUUCUUAGACCUGGUGGUUAUUGGGUGCUUUCUGGGCCACCAAUCAACUGGAAGACUAAUUUUAAAUCAUGGCAGCGUCCCGAGGAGGAACUUCGGGAGGAGCAAAGAAAGAUUGAAGAGUAUGCUAAACUUCUUUGCUGGGAGAAGAAGUUCGAACACGGCGAGAUGGCCGUAUGGCAGAAGAGAGUAAAUACCGAGUCCUGCCCUAGCAGACAAGAUAAUUCUCAAGCUAACUUUUGCAGAUCUGCAGACCCAGAUGAUGUGUGGUACAAGAAAAUGGAGGCAUGUAUAACUCCAUAUCCUGAUGUGAGUAGUGAAGAUGAAGUUGCAGGUGGGCAAUUGAAGGCAUUUCCAGAGAGGCUUUAUUCUGUUCCACCCAGAGUUGCCAGUGGUUCUAUUCCUGGAGUUUCUGUUGAGGUUUACCAGGAGGAUAAUAAGAAUUGGAAGAAGCACGUAAGUGCUUAUAAGAAAAUCAAUAGGCUAAUUGAUUCCGGAAGAUAUCGCAACAUUAUGGAUAUGAAUGCCGGGUUGGGAGGAUUUGCUGCAGCACUUGAGUCUCCUAAGUUAUGGGUCAUGAAUGUUGUGCCCACAAUAGCUGACAAAAACACAUUGGGUGUCGUUUAUGAGAGAGGAUUAACUGGAAUCUAUCAUGACUGGUGUGAAGCUUUCUCCACAUACCCAAGGACGUAUGACCUUAUUCAUGCUAAUGGUGUUUUCAGUUUGUACAAGAACAAAUGUGAGUUUGAGGACAUUCUUGUAGAGAUGGAUAGGAUAUUACGACCAGAAGGUGCAGUUAUAAUCCGCGAUGAAGUUGAUGUGCUAAUAAAGGUGAAGAAAAUCGUAGCAGGAAUGAGGUGGGAUACUAAAAUGGUGGACCAUGAAGACGGUCCUUUAGUUCCUGAGAAGAUAUUAAUCGCGGUCAAGCAGUACUGGGUAACCGGUGCAAACUCCACAUCCGCACGGUAAAUGGCGAGUGAUGUGAAAAAUCGGUGUUACGCAGCAGGAAAUGCUUAUAUUAAACAAGGUCUGAAAUGGAAUGAACCGAUGAAGCAUAAGUUUUUCUAUUGUUCUGCAGAGUUCCCUUUAGCAUAGGGAGGAAGGUCCACGUGAUAUUAAUUGGCCAUGUCAUUUUGUAGUCUCAAUCGUUAAUUAGCUAGGCUGUGUUCUUGCCGUGGUAAUUUAUCAACUAAACUCAAGCAUAAGAUUUGUGACAUCCGUCAUCAAUUUAUAUUUUUGGGUCCA